Messenger RNA from Ilex paraguariensis (yerba mate), 237 nucleotides. NCBI's taxonomy places the organism in Eukaryota, Viridiplantae, Streptophyta, Magnoliopsida, Aquifoliales, Aquifoliaceae. The record is from the annotation of a GenBank genome assembly.
CUUCGCUCCCAAGUCAACCCCCGAGAAGAGCAAGUCUCCUUAAAAGAGAUGGUGCUGUGGGCUUACCCACCAACGCCCAAACAACUCGCGGUGACCGUAGGUUUUGUAAUCGCCGGCGUAACCUGCUUCGCCGUUGGGGCCCACCUCUCCUUCGCCAACAUAGCCCCCCAACAAGCCCGCACCAAAGCCCGGGACGAUUUCGUCAAAGACCGCCUCAGAAAACUUCUUGACGAUUAA